UAAAAAAGCGAGAAAAAUAUAAAAUAAGAAUAAAUAAAACAUUUAGAAAAAAGUAAGAAGCAAAAAGACAUACCCGACACUUUUACAGUGUUUGACGUUAAAUCAAAUAGAGAACAACGUGUCACUCGCCGACUCACUGAUUCGGACGUUAAAAUGCUCAAAACCGAAAGCAUUACUCUCUGGAUCUACUUUCCUCUUCUACUUUGGGCUUUCCCGGCGUCUGGUGGCGGUUCAGACGGCGGAGCUCCGUCGCGGGAGGUGUGGUGCGUGGCGAAGAACAACGCGGAGGACGCGGCUCUACAGUCGGCGGUGGAGUGGGCCUGCAGUGUGGGCGGAGCCGAUUGCGGAGCGAUCCAAGGAGGAGGAGCGUGCUUCGACCCUUCCAGUGUACAGAAUACGGCGUCGUACGCUUUCAACGACUAUUUCAGAAAGCACGAUAUCUCUGAUGAGAAUUGCAACUUCGGCAACAACGCCGCCAUCACCUCAUUGAACCCCAGUUACGGUAAUUGCAAGUUUCCUUCUAGGUAA
Messenger RNA from Abrus precatorius (Indian licorice), 528 nucleotides. RefSeq names its product PLASMODESMATA CALLOSE-BINDING PROTEIN 5-like. The transcript is spliced from 2 exons. The record is from RefSeq and is a predicted model, not a curated record. Bases 154 to 528 code for a protein of 124 amino acids. NCBI's taxonomy places the organism in Eukaryota, Viridiplantae, Streptophyta, Magnoliopsida, Fabales, Fabaceae.